UUUAAUGGGACCUGGAAGCCAUAGAUGUGUGUAGAGAAUAGACCAGAUGACAAAAUCACAGAAAUACAGCAUGGAAAGACAGGAUGGCAGAACUAUAGAUGGAUUGAUAACAUAUAUGAAUAAUGUGAUGGAAUCCUGCAGUUGAGUUAAUUAAUUUUAGACAAGUGUAAUUUAAGUGAAAGUCAUUCAUGAUUGCUUGCAAAGCUGAAUAACAUCCCAAAAUCACAAUAUCGGAGGGAAUCUUUUGGGAUUUGAUGGUGAUGUUGGCAGAUGUAUCAGAAAAAAUAGAAUGUAUCUGUAAAUGUAUGAGAAAUUAUUUUAGUAAAGAUUAGAUUAAGGCUUCAGUCAAGAUAGGAUAAUUUACGUUAAUGGGAAAAACCCCUGAACGCAUCAGUACAAAAUACAUACAGUAUAUUGAUAAUAUGAUUAUGCUUCAAGCUCCUGUUGCACUUCUUUUGUGUUGGCUGCAUGAUAAUAAAAACGCACCACCACCAUCACCGUUAUGUUCUGCUGUUGUGAGGUUUUAAACAUCUACUAAAAGCUCCGACAGAGGGCUGAACAGUUAACUGGAGAACACACUGAGACCGUGCUGCAGACGAAUGUCACUGCCUUUGUCUCUGUGCUGCAGGCCUGCACUGUACAUUUAAAGGGAACUGCCCCUUUAACCGUGUGGCCGUACUGCUCAUGCUCGGGGCUUUUGUGCAGGAGUUUCCCCGUCAGGAACCAGCUGUGUGGACGAGAGAGCGAUAGCAGACACAGCACACACAGAGAGAGAAGCACCGCUCCGGGAGAGCUGCGGCUGUCGCAUCCUCCUCGUACCCGGGCAGAGGGCACGUCUUUGUCUGGGAACAGAUCCAGCAGCUAGAGAGGCGCACAUACAAACAGCUCCGUGUUUGUAUUUCAUCUCCCGGAUUACAGUCUUUUGACGUUGAAGCAUUCCGUCACGGUCGUGUGUUUACAUCGCUGACCAGACUGGAAGUUAUUUGGGAGACUUGUGCGGACGCGCAGCAGAGCGCGUAACGUGCUUUUUUUUUUUUUUAAUAAUGUUUUUGUUGCUCAGAGCGGAUGGGUCCGAUUGGAAAUGCGUUCAGAGCGUUUUUAAGGUUUAAACUGCCUCCAUCAAAGUUUCAUCCUUUUGUCCUGUCCCGCAGCUUGCUCCACACCGCUCGGCAUGUUCUGACAGUGCGUAAUUACCGUUUUCCACAGGCGUCACAGGUAGGCUAUUUGAGCCUACAGACACCCCUGCUGAUGACAACAGAUCACCUCACAGCGUAAGGUGACAGUUCACUGCCUCUCUCUCUCUCUCUCUCUCUCUAAAAAAAAAAGACACUCCGCGUCCAUCAUGGAUGAUGCUGGAGGGAUACAUCUAUGCACCUGGACCAAGUCGUCCACAAGGAGCUCCCGGGACGUCUUGAAAACAUACCUGGGAGUAUUUGUGAUGCUUCAUCUCGUGCUCCACACGGAAGCCUCCUCGGUGUCCAAGUCGUGUGAUAAAACCUGCUUUUCAGGGAGGUGCAGCAACGGCACCUGCGUGUGUGACCACGGAUGGGUCGGGGAUCAGUGCCAGCACUGUCAGGGGAGAUUCAAGUUAACAGACCUGUCAGGCUCCCUCACAGACGGCCCAGUAAACUACAAGUACAAGACCAAAUGCACCUGGCUGAUAGAAGGAUAUCCUAAUGCAGUACUCAGGCUGCGCUUCAAUCACUUUGCCACCGAGUGCAGCUGGGACCACAUGUACGUUUAUGAUGGAGACUCCAUUUACGCCCCGUUGAUUGCUGUCUUCAGUGGUCUUGUGGUACCGGAGUCCAGGGGUAAUGAGACAGUCCCGGAGGUGGUGACGACAUCCGGAUACGCUCUGCUUCACUUCUUCAGCGAUGCGGCCUACAACCUGACCGGCUUCACCAUCGCGUACUCGAUAAACUCUUGUCCCAACAACUGUUCGGGCCACGGCAGAUGCAGCACGGCGAACUCGGUGUCAGGCCGAGUGUACUGUGAGUGUGAAGAGUACUGGAAAGGAGAAGCCUGUGACAUCCCGUACUGCAGAGACAACUGUGGCAGUCCGGAUCACGGCUACUGUGACCUGACCGGAGAAAAGCUCUGUGUCUGCAACGACAGCUGGCAAGGUCCAGACUGCUCUCUGUCCGUUCCCUCCACCGAGGCCUUCUGGGUGCUGCCGAGCAUCAAACCGUCAGCUCAGUCUCUGGGUCGGGCGUCCCAUCAGGCCCUGGUGCACUCUGGGCUAAUGUGGGUGGUGGGAGGUUACUCCUUCAACUACUCCAACUACCACAUGGUCCUCAACUACAACCUGGAGACCAGUACGUGGGACGCGGUGCCCGUCAGCAGCGGUCCUCUCUACAGAUACGGACACUCACUGGUUCUGUACCAGGAUGACAUCUACAUGUUUGGCGGGAAGCUGGAGGCGGGAUCAGCCAACGUGACAGAUGAGAUGUGGGUGUUCAACAUCCCUAGACGUACCUGGUCGCCACGGAAACCAGCGCCGCCCCCUCCAUACGCCCUGGAGGGGCACACCGCCCACGUGGUGGAGCUGGCUGACGGCGAGCCGGUGAUGCUGAUCUUCUUCGGAUACUCGCCGAUCUACAGCUACAUCAACAAAGUUCAGGAGUACAACAUCAGGUCGAACUCGUGGCAGGUCGUGUCUGCGGGCGGCGCCGUGGUCCAGGGAGGUUACGGCCACAGCAGCGUGUACGACGAGGCCAGCGGCUGCGUGUUUGUCCACGGCGGAUACAAGGCGCUUAGCAACAACAAGUACGGCCUCGUGGACCACAUGUACCGCUACCACGUCCAUACCAGAACAUGGUUGAUCCUCAGGGAGAGCGGUUUGGCGCGGUACCUCCACUCGGCGGUGCUGUUGAGCGGCACGGUGCUGGUUUUCGGAGGAAACACUCACAAUGACACGUCGCUCAGCAACGGAGCCAAGUGCUUUUCUGCUGACUUCCUGGCGUAUGAUAUAGCUUGUGAUGAGUGGACUGUCCUUCCUAGACCAGGGCUGCACCGAGACGUCAACCGCUUUGGACACUCUGCCGUGGUUAGCAACGGCUCCAUGUACGUCUUUGGAGGCUUUUCGGGUCUCCUUCUGAACGAUGUGCUGGCCUACACUCCUCCGUCCUGCAAGGCCUUCUCUGACCCAGAUCUGUGUGCUGCUUCUGGGCCAGGCCUCCGCUGCCACUGGGUGAAAAGUGGAUGUGUCUCCUGGCUGCCAAAAGCACCCGACCAAACUUUCCCUGCUCCUUUUUGCCCUCCAUCGCCUGACAGUACAGACGAGCAGUGUUUCAGGUUCUCAGACUGUGCGAGCUGCACCGCCAACACUCGGGGCUGUCAGUGGUGCGAGGACCGAAAGUGUAUCUCCACUUCCAGUAACUGCACGGUGCUGACUCUGGAGCUAGCCCAGCAGCAUGGCGGCGCUCUGUCUCUGUCUCCCCCUCCAUCCAUGUUGUCUGAACAUCAGCUGAGCUUGUGGAAGCACGGAGCCAGAAGGAGGGGACAUUCGGUGAGGGACUCGUCCAGGUGUAAACGCAGGGAGGAGCAGGAGUGCUUCAGACUGGCCAACUGCAGGAGCUGCUCCCUCAAUGUCAACUGUCAGUGGGAGACGCAACAGCAGGAGUGUCAAGCACUGCCUGGCCAGCUGUGUGGAGAGGGCUGGCAUCAUGUCGGCGAGGCCUGCCUGAGGAUCAACUCCAGCAGAGAGAGCUACGAUAACGCCCAGCACUACUGCAAGAACCUGGGAGGAAAUAUUGCUUCUUUGCUCACAGACAAACAGGUCAACUUUGUUCUGGAGGAGCUACAGAAAUACCAGCUGCAAGACAAGACGUUAUCUCCGUGGGUUGGCCUGAGGAAGAUCAACGUGUCGUACUGGGGCUGGGAGGACGCGUCGCCGUUCACCAACACCAGUCUGCGCUGGUUACCCGGAGAGCCCAGCGACUCGGGCUUCUGCGCCUACCUGGAGCGAGCGCAGGUGGCCGGACUUAAAGCAAACCCCUGCACCGCUACCACAGACGGCCUGAUCUGUGAAAAACCUGCCGGGAGCCCGCAGAGUCAGAGCGUUCGUCCCUGCAGGACGCCCUGCGCUCUGCGCACCAGCUGCGCCAACUGCACCAGCCAGGCCAUGGAGUGCAUGUGGUGUGGAAGUACGCAGCGAUGCGUCGACUCCUCGGCGUACAUCAUCUCCUUCCCCUACGGCCAGUGUCUGGAGUGGCAGACACAGGACUGCACUGCCCAGAACUGUUCAGGUCUGAGGACAUGUGCAGACUGUCUGGAGAGGGCGGAGUGCGGUUGGUGUGGUGAUCCCAGUAACACCGGCAGAGGCGUUUGCAUGGAGGGCUCCUACCGAGGGCCCCUGAAACCCGCUAAUGCCAGGACUGGACCCCGAGAUCGGGAUAGACUGCGAGACCGGGACAUGAUACUGGAUCAGAGUCUCUGUUCGGCUGAUAGGGGCUACAACUGGGCCUUCAUCCAGUGCCCAGCGUGUCAGUGUAAUGGUCACAGCAGGUGUGUGAACAGCACCGUGUGCGAGCACUGCGGGAACCUGACAGCAGGGACGCACUGCCAGAGCUGCAUGCCCGGUUACUAUGGCGACCCGACCAACGGAGGGAAGUGCAACGCAUGUAAAUGUAACAACCAUGCCAACGUGUGCCAUGUCAACACAGGGAAGUGCUUCUGUACUACCAAGGGCAUCAAGGGAGACCAGUGUCAACUAUGUGACUCAGAGAACCGUUACCUUGGAAACCCUCUCCGAGGAACAUGUUAUUACAACCUGUUGAUCGAUUACCAGUUUACCUUUAGUUUGCUUCAGGAAGACGACCGCCACUACACCGCUAUCAACUUCAUGGCUACACCUGAACAGGCCAACAAGAACCUGGACAUGUCCAUCAACGCCUCCAACAACUUCAACCUCAACAUCACUUGGUCCUUAAGCUCAACAGCCGGCACCAUCUCAGGCGAAGAGAUGCCGAUCAUAGCGAGAACCAACAUCAAGGAGCACCGAGACAGUUUCUCCUGCGAAAAGUUCAACUUCAGACUUCAUCACAACAUCACCUUCUACGUCUACGUGUCCAACUUCAGCUGGCCAAUCAAGAUCCAGAUUGCUUUCUCUCAACACAACAGCAUCAUGGACCUGGUGCAGUUCUUUGUCACCUUCUUCAGCUGUUUCCUGUCUCUACUGCUGGUUGCUGCUGUAGUUUGGAAAAUCAAGCAGACCUGCUGGGCUUCACGGCGAAGAGAGCAGCUGAUGAGAGAGCGACAGCAGAUGGCCAGUCGUCCCUUUGCGUCGGUUGCUGUGGUGCUGGAGGUGGGCGGCGACCAGGAGGAGCUGCUACAGGCGGUGCCGAAGCCCAUAGCCAUGGAGCCGUGCUGGGGGAGCAGAGCGGGAGUUCUGACGGUGUUGCUGUAUCUUCCCAGAGUCCCGUCUGGAAUACCUCCACCAGGACAGUCUGGUAUUGCUAUAGCCAGUGCUCUGGUGGACACAUCACAACAGCGAGUGAUGGACUUCAAAGAAAGAGGCCUGGGUCUGAAGCACCGCAAACACACCGUGCACCACCAAGGGACCUGUGUAUGAACUGGACGCCCUCAACGAGGUGACAACACAUCCAUCGAUUGCACUGGAGAUAUUCUCAUUGAGGAAAACAUCGUACAACAAAAGGCAAAAACCUGCAAAAAUUGAGUUUGGAUGAUGAUUGAUCUUCAAGUGGCAUGGAUGGGACUGGGGAUGUAACUAACACCUCAUCAACAGUCACCCAAACUGGGGAAAAACAGAAAUUGUGAUCCCUUUCCCUCCCUGGAUCAGAUGGAAACCUUCUCCGUCAACAUGCUCUUUGUGUUCCUUGUGUGUAUGUGUUGGUCCUGAUGAGCCAGGAAAAUAAAAAUUGGAAUCCUUACUGCAGAUUGUGCACGAAAAUGUCUGUGUUUUACUACGAGAGCUGACAGACUUUUCCACUUCCACGCCAUGUGGCUCCGCGUCUCCAGGGCUCUACUUGUCUGUCAUGCGGCCUGCCAUAUUGACAAAGACAAGCACUUGUUUUACACCACUAAACCAAACUAAAUAGCUUUGAGCUCCAGUGAAAGAUAUUGAGCUCAAAUUAUCUGAGCUGAAAUGAAGUCCUGACUUACAAACUCACUCAGAUGCAAUGCUGGAAAGAACAACAUGGACCUAACUAGAUCAAUGCACUGCAGAGGACGGAGUUCUGUGGAGGAGGAUUUGCUCGAGGAUAAAAAAAAAAAAAAUCUCCACCUGGAAUUUUAAAGACUACUAUUGUUGCAACGUUGAAGAAAACGCAUCUUGGUAUGAAGAUCAUCGGUUACUGUUGAAAUGUGUCAUUUAUGAAAUACAUGUUUGUUGUUUUUUUUUCCCUUCACCAACAUUUUGAAGUCGACAUUUUGAUACCUGCUCAGGUCCUCUGAUGGAGAAUUCCAUUAUCUGUAGCUGUGGGCCUUAUACACAUCUGUAUAUGCACUAUAAGUGAAACGCUUUAUCAGUACAUUAGGACCCUCUGUGGGAUAAUAUUAUGCAACUGAUCAUCCUGAUGUUAUGUUUAUUCUGGGCUGUGAUGUCACCUCAAGGUCGGUAUCAUCAAACACAUACUGUACUACUGAUGGUAUUCAUAUGCCUAUCAAUUCAUUCCUUACUGUGAAGCUACAGUAUACAUCUUUCCUCAUUUGUGAAACAUUUUAUGUAACAUCUCCUUACAUAAUAUAUAUUUAUUAAUUACGCAAAUUACAGUCACAUACAAUAAUUUCUAAGUUUAACAAAUGCACUAAGGUUUUUGUUUUUUUUAUUGAAACAGAAAAACUUCAUUUUAAACAGCAGAUCUGUGCAGUAUUCCCUCAGUGUCUUUUCAUUUCCAAACUUUAAAUGAUUUAUUUACAUAUCAAAUAUAUUUUAUGCAUACCAUAGUAAAUUUGUGUGAUUUUUUUUUCCCCUUUAUCUAUUGUGUUGAUACUUCAUUUAAUAUUGUAAAGUCACUUUUUAUCAGCUGCACAUACACAGUAGAGUUAUGUCUUCAUGCAUAUGUAUUGUCGAUAUAUAUUCAGCCUGAUUGUUUUCAUUCGGGUGUUUUGUUUCCAUGUAAUUUUGCACCAGUUUGUUGUUGAGACUUCUAUUAACAAAGGGCAGCUCACCGCACUGUAUUUGUCCAUAAGAGCAUAAAAUCUGUACAUUAUGAUUAAAACAUUUUGAUGCCUCUUCGUAUGGUAAUUGGA
Thunnus maccoyii (southern bluefin tuna) is the source of this 7212-nucleotide messenger RNA. RefSeq names its product attractin-like 1a (gene atrnl1a). NCBI's taxonomy places the organism in Eukaryota, Metazoa, Chordata, Actinopteri, Scombriformes, Scombridae. The transcript has 30 exons. The record is from RefSeq and is a predicted model, not a curated record. Gene Ontology annotation, molecular function: protein binding. Bases 1343 to 5572 code for a protein of 1409 amino acids. Gene Ontology annotation, cellular component: Golgi apparatus.